This is a messenger RNA of Chelonoidis abingdonii (Abingdon island giant tortoise), 1407 nucleotides long. Lineage: Eukaryota; Metazoa; Chordata; Testudines; Testudinidae. The record is from RefSeq and is a predicted model, not a curated record.
AUGGAAGAGAAGGAAGGAGACGGACUUGGCUCGGACGAGCCAGAGGGCAGAAUGCGCAGAGAGUUCGGUGGAAGCCAAGAAAACGCUGGCCACAGAAACGGGCCAGUCCCCGCCGUAGGGUCUGGUGGGAGCCGACACCCCAGACGGGACAGGCCCUGUGCCCAUCCCCUGUCUCCUUUCCGCAGGUUCGAGCGGUUCCAGCUGGCAUGUGGGGACGCCAAACUCUACGUGUGGGCUCACUCCUACCCCGACCAGGCCCUCUGCGGCGCCCGGCUCCCCGCCCCCCUGGAAUACAGGGGCACCAAUGUCACCCUGAGCUACAGGCGCAGCUGGACGGUGGCAGAAGGAUUCCAGCUCCGCUACAGGAGAGGUCCCCUCCUCUCUGCCUCACCUCCAUCUUGUAACCUGACGCUGGAUGAUUUCUAUGGCGUCUUCUCCCCGCCUGCCUGGCCUGGGGUUCCUGCUGGAGCCCUCAUCCGGUGCCGCUGGGCCCUGGACCCCCAUGACAGCCGCCCCCUCACUGUGCUCUUCACCACGCUGGACCUGGCUCCGACCGACUCCCUAGAGGUCUACGAGGAUCACCCAGACCUGUCGGCCGAGCCGCGGCUGCUGCGGCGCGUGGAUGCAGCCAGCAACGGCCAGCCAGUGGCGGUGGAGUCACCCUCCAGCCGAGCGUGGGUGGCCUGGCAGGGCCUGCAGGGCCGCGGCUUCAACGCCACCUACCACGUGCGUGGGUUCUGCGUGCCCUGGCAGCAGCCCUGCGGCCGGGGGGAUGAGGCCCGGUGCUAUGGUGAGGCGGAGUGCUGCGAUGGCAUCUGGCACUGCCCAGAUGGGGCGGAUGAGGAGCACUGCCCAGGCUGCCCAGAAGGGAGCUACCCCUGCCACGAUGGCGCUGGGGGCCCCUGCUACGCCCCCACUGACCGGUGCAACUACCAGACGCUGUGCCCGGAUGGGGCAGACGAGAGGGGCUGCUGGCGCUGCCAGCCCGGCAACUUCCGCUGCGGGGACGGGCGCUGCGUCUACGAGGCCUGGCGCUGCGACGGGCAGCCCGACUGUGCCGAUGCCUCCGACGAGGCCUCCUGCCCCUACACUCUGCCCCGCAAGGUGGUGGCAGCUGCAGCCAUCGGCAGCCUGGUCUGUGGCCUCCUGCUGGUCAUCGCGCUGGGCUGCACCUGCCGCCUCUACGCCGUGCGCAGCCGGGAGUACAGCCUCUUCGCCCCCCUGUCCCGCAGCGAUGCCCAGCUGGUCCGGCAGGAGGCGCCACCGUCCUACGGGCAGCUCAUUGCACAGGGGCUGGUCCCACCCCUCGAGGACUUCCCCACCGAAAGCCCCGGGCAGACGUCGCUGUUGGGGAAUCUACGCUCUCUGCUCCAUCUGCUCCAGCACGAGCGGGUGGGGGGGCUGUAA